This is a messenger RNA of Dissoconium aciculare CBS 342.82, 1305 nucleotides long. RefSeq lists its product as uncharacterized. The transcript is spliced from 2 exons. Bases 325 to 1221 code for a protein of 298 amino acids. NCBI's taxonomy places the organism in Eukaryota, Fungi, Ascomycota, Dothideomycetes, Mycosphaerellales, Dissoconiaceae. The record is from RefSeq and is a predicted model, not a curated record.
UUUGAAUAUUCGCUGUCAAUCAUCAUCUUUGACUACAUCCUCCGUCCGCAGAGGCGUACGCAGAGGAUAGUGCACAAAGGUUUCGAUUAUAUGCAGGCAGAAUGAUUGGAGAGCUGAACUCUACGCCACAACUACAUGUAGAGGCGUCCUUGCAUUGCAUACGAACAUAGAAAUCUGCACGAGCAUGUUCACAGAGGUCGUCCCUAAACACUAGCUGGAUAUAUAAAGCAUCGAGUCUCACUCGUAUUGUCAGGAACAUUACAGGCUGCCUCAAGUACUUGCCGCUUGACUUUCCGAAGCCGGACUUCUGCUUUGUUUACGACCAUGCUCGCCAUCCUCUGCACGGCAGCGUAUGCCUUCGCUGUUGGCCAUGCCGCCACGACUGGGCUUACUACAAAGCCCGGUGACACGACUAGCUCCGCAUGUGGUGUCCGCGACGCGAGUAGCACGAUCGUCGCCUCGAGCCUACAGCCAUUUUGUACUACCUAUCUUGGAUACAACAGCGCAACUCGUACGACAUAUCAGUCCAUGGCCGUUGCGACGAGUACAUCCACGUUCAUCAUCACUACAACGCAGAUCACCCUUCAGACCACCACCAGGACACUCAAUGGUACGAAGAACGCCGACGCGACUGUUCCUGGCGGACCGAACCAGAACAAAAGGGGCGUUGCAACCAGCUCCACGGAAGACAUACCUCCUGCCUUGACCCAAUGCGACACUUCAAUCAUCUCCUCGGCCUGCUCUAUCGCUGCCCCACCGCCAAAGUCAACACCCGUCACGACAAUCUUCAUCAGCUACACAAGUACAGCGACGAAGACAACUACGGCCACAGUUUCUGCUACCAGCACUGUCACAAUCUCUGUCUUGCCGCCAUUCGCCAAAACCUGCACCAAGCCUUCGUCUUGUGGAAAGGUCAACUUGUGUAACGACAGCCGAGGCUUCAGAGGCGCCUGUGUCUGCUACAAAACGGUCGAAGACAUCAACAUCUGCAGCAACAAUGUUUCCUGCGGCCAAGCAUGCGACGUCAGCACUGAUUGCGGCGAUGGCUACUUUUGUGUCCGUGAUACGUGCUGUGGCGAAACGGGCAAAGUAUGCAUGGCGGUCGGAAGUGUGCAGUACUGCGACAAUGCACGCACUCCCUUCAACAUGUUUAGGCGGGCUCAAAGUAAAGAUGGGACAUUAGCACUUGGCGAGGAUCCGCUAUUUUUUGAUCUCGAAUAGCUUAGCAUACCUAUUGCCGUGGCAGCACAAAGAACAGAGUCAACAGAAAUCUAUAUCACAAUGACGAAAUAUACUGUCGAUGGG